This is a messenger RNA of Lepus europaeus (European hare), 1809 nucleotides long. It is a transcript of the gene GAD1, whose product is annotated as glutamate decarboxylase 1. Gene Ontology annotation, biological process: GABA biosynthetic process. Gene Ontology annotation, cellular component: presynaptic active zone; cytoplasm. The transcript is spliced from 16 exons. Lineage: Eukaryota; Metazoa; Chordata; Mammalia; Lagomorpha; Leporidae. Bases 25 to 1809 code for a protein of 594 amino acids. Gene Ontology annotation, molecular function: pyridoxal phosphate binding; glutamate decarboxylase activity. The record is from RefSeq and is a predicted model, not a curated record.
AGCGGCCCCAGGACCACCGAGCUGAUGGCGUCUUCGACACCUUCUUCGUCCGCAACCUCCUCGAACGCGGGAGCGGACCCCAACACCACCAACCUGCGCCCCACAACGUAUGACACCUGGUGCGGCGUGGCCCACGGAUGCACCCGAAAACUGGGGCUGAAGAUCUGCGGCUUUUUGCAAAGGACCAACAGCCUGGAAGAGAAGAGCCGCCUCGUGAGCGCCUUCCGGGAGAGGCAGUCCUCCAAGAAUCUGCUCUCCUGCGAGAACAGCGACAGGGAGGCCCGCUUCCGGCGCACCGAGACCGACUUCUCCAACUUGUUCGCUCGAGAUCUGCUUCCAGCUAAGAACGGGGAGGAGCAGACCGUGCAGUUCCUGCUGGAGGUAGUAGACAUCCUGCUCAACUAUGUCCGCAAGACGUUUGAUCGUUCCACCAAGGUGCUGGACUUCCAUCACCCACACCAGUUGCUGGAAGGCAUGGAGGGCUUCAACCUGGAGCUCUCCGACCAUCCCGAGUCCCUGGAGCAGAUCCUGGUUGACUGCAGAGACACCCUGAAGUAUGGCGUCCGCACAGGUCAUCCUCGAUUUUUCAACCAGCUCUCCACUGGAUUGGAUAUCAUUGGCUUAGCCGGCGAAUGGCUGACAUCAACUGCCAACACUAAUAUGUUUACCUAUGAAAUUGCACCAGUGUUUGUCCUCAUGGAGCAGAUAACACUGAAGAAGAUGAGAGAGAUAGUUGGCUGGUCGAGUAAAGAUGGUGAUGGGAUAUUUUCUCCUGGGGGAGCCAUUUCCAACCUGUACAGCAUCAUGGCUGCCCGCUACAAGUACUUUCCGGAAGUUAAGACAAAGGGCAUGGCCGCCGUGCCCAAACUGGUCCUCUUCACCUCAGAACAUAGUCACUAUUCCAUCAAGAAAGCUGGGGCUGCGCUUGGCUUUGGAACCGACAAUGUGAUUUUGAUAAAGUGCAAUGAAAGGGGGAAGAUAAUCCCGGCUGAUUUAGAGGCAAAAAUUCUUGAAUCCAAGCAAAAGGGGUAUGUUCCUCUUUAUGUCAACGCGACGGCCGGCACGACUGUUUAUGGAGCUUUUGACCCGAUACAGGAGAUUGCAGAUCUGUGUGAGAAGUACAACCUCUGGCUGCACGUCGACGCCGCCUGGGGCGGGGGGCUGCUCAUGUCGAGGAAGCACCGCCAUAAACUCAGCGGCAUCGAAAGGGCCAACUCGGUCACCUGGAACCCUCACAAGAUGAUGGGCGUGCUGUUGCAGUGCUCGGCCAUUCUCGUCCGGGAGAAGGGGAUACUCCAAGGAUGCAACCAGAUGUGUGCAGGAUACCUCUUCCAGCCAGACAAGCAGUACGAUGUCUCCUACGACACCGGGGACAAGGCAAUUCAGUGUGGCCGCCACGUGGACAUCUUCAAGUUCUGGCUGAUGUGGAAAGCAAAGGGCACAGUGGGAUUUGAAAAUCAGAUUAACAAAUGCCUGGAACUGGCUGAGUACCUCUAUGCCAAGAUUAAAAACAGAGAAGAGUUUGAGAUGGUGUUCGAUGGCGAGCCUGAACACACCAACGUCUGUUUCUGGUAUAUUCCACCGAGCCUCAGGGGCGUUCCCGACAGCCCUGAGCGGCGGGAGAAACUCCACAGGGUGGCUCCCAAAAUCAAAGCUCUGAUGAUGGAGUCGGGCACCACCAUGGUUGGCUACCAGCCUCAGGGGGACAAGGCCAACUUCUUCCGGAUGGUCAUUUCGAACCCAGCUGCUACCCAGUCUGACAUCGACUUCCUCAUUGAGGAGAUAGAAAGACUGGGUCAGGAUCUGUAA